Molecule: messenger RNA, 1236 nt
Organism: Mycotypha africana
Lineage: Eukaryota; Fungi; Mucoromycota; Mucoromycetes; Mucorales; Mycotyphaceae
Product: mitochondrial carrier domain-containing protein
Exons: 7
Coding region: 59-943 (294 amino acids)
Biological process (GO): transmembrane transport
Source: RefSeq, a predicted model, not a curated record
GUCCCCUUUUUUUAUCCUCCCCUGACUUUUAUUAAAAACUCUUUUUUCCACAAAGCCAAUGUCUGAAGCAACUCAAAAGCCUCUUCCUUUUGGAUUUCAAUUUUUGGCAGGCGCCAUUGCUGGUGUCUCUGAAAUUCUAGUCAUGUAUCCUUUAGAUGUUGUCAAAACUAGAGCACAAUUGAGUACGAGCGCGAAUACUGGCAUUGUCACCACAUUUAAAAAUAUGAUUAAAAAUGAAGGAGCGGCUUCUUUAUAUCGUGGUAUUCUACCACCCAUUAUGGUAGAGGCUCCCAAGCGUGCUACUAAAUUUGCUGCGAAUGAACAAUAUACGUUGCUCUACAAGAAAUUGUUUGGAUUUGAAAAAGUGACACAAUCCUUAUCUAUCUUGACCGGUGUCAGUGCUGGUGUAACUGAAGCUUUCAUUAUCGUGCCCUUUGAAUUGGUCAAAGUGAGAAUGCAAGAUAAAGCCAAUGUGGGUAAAUAUAAUGGUACAGUAGAUACCAUUCAAAAGAUUGUCCGUGCAGAAGGAACGCUUGCUAUGUUCAAUGGCUUGGAAGCUACCAUGUGGAGACAUGCUGUAUGGAACGGUGCUUAUUUCGGUCUUAUUUUCACAGUCAAGGAUAUGCUGCCUAAAUCAAAGGAUGUCAAUCAACAACGUAUGACCAAUUUCGCCGCUGGUACCCUCGGUGGUAUCGUCGCCACUGCUAUCAAUACACCCUUCGAUGUGGUAAAGACACGUAUUCAAGGUUAUAAUGGCAUUGGACCCAAAAAGUACAACUGGACUUUGCCUGCACUAGCUACUGUUGCAAAGGAAGAAGGUGUUGCUUCCUUAUACCGUGGUUUCUUACCAAAAGUACUGAGAUUAGGCCCUGGUGGCGGUAUCCUUUUGGUCGUAUUCGAAACCGUAUCUUCUUUCAUCAGAAAAAACAUUUUGAAAGAGUAAAACAAACCCAUAUGGACUGAAAUUAAUUUUGUACUUAUUAUUUAACUAUUAUGCAACAAGGAUUAGUGUUUCCAUAGCCGUAAAAAAGCAUUUUGGGAAUAAACAUCCAUCUAUAGACUUUUUUCUUAUUAUUUGACUCGAUGUGUGCACAAAAGCUACUCUCACUCUUGUCUCAAUAGAUCAAAGAACCGUUGUUAUCCAUCACAUUUAAAAAAAUACACUUUUUGAUCUCGUUCACAUUGAAAAAGUGACUGGAUGUUUUUUUUCCCCGCGCUUACAUUUCCACCUUUUUU